Salvia splendens (bonfire salvia) is the source of this 799-nucleotide messenger RNA. RefSeq lists its product as uncharacterized. The coding region runs from base 61 to 690 and encodes 209 amino acids. Lineage: Eukaryota; Viridiplantae; Streptophyta; Magnoliopsida; Lamiales; Lamiaceae. The transcript has a single exon. The record is from RefSeq and is a predicted model, not a curated record.
CUAACCCCAAUUUCUUUCUCCCAACCCUACCACUGAAAAAACAAACUAAUUGGGAGAGAGAUGGCCCAGAACCACAAGGAUGCAAACUACUACUAUAUCAUUGAUAAGCCAACCAACCAAACUAACAAUUUCUAUCUCAAAAAAACACUUCAAUUUCUUGUCCCAAUUUCCAUAAUUUCUUUCCUAGUUUCCUAUUUCUCACUAUUUUCCAUAAUAUUUCAGUUCUACUACUCCUCCAUAUUUCCAUCUCUGAGUGAGAGAAAAUGCAUGUUUUUACUCUUCAACGGCAUCCUCGCAUUUUUGGCCAAAAACCUCAACGUCAACCUCAACACCUCAGCCCGAGACAAUUUCGACCGCGAAGAUUGUUUUUUUAACGUCGAAUAUGAUCACAAUUCGUCGAAUGCCUCUGUAGUUAUAGAGGAGAUCGAGGUAAAGGUUCAAGACGACCGCGCCUCUCAGAAUGCAGCGGAUGAGAUCAUAGAGACUGAAAUGGUGUGUGAAGAUCGGAACGAAGAUGAAGAUGGAGACGAAGACGAUGAAGAAAGUGAAGGCGUAGAGGAGUCGGCUUCGGUGGUGAGCGAUAUGAGAGUUAGCACGGAGGAGUUGAACAAGAAGUUUGAUGAGUUUAUUAGGAAAAUGAAAGAGGAGAUUAGGAUUGAAGCUCGACAGCAAUAUUUGAUCGUAGUGUAGAAGUAGAAAUUAAAUGGGACAGCCUAUAUGUAGAUGGAAUAAAUUAAAUAAAAUUUUGUACAGCUUCUCCUCAUGAUAAAUAAAAUCAUUUAUUGUGGACUUAGACAAA